This is a messenger RNA of Xenopus laevis (African clawed frog), 616 nucleotides long. Its product is annotated as monoacylglycerol lipase abhd6-A-like. Lineage: Eukaryota; Metazoa; Chordata; Amphibia; Anura; Pipidae. The transcript is spliced from 4 exons. The record is from RefSeq and is a predicted model, not a curated record. Bases 208 to 480 code for a protein of 90 amino acids.
UUUAGUAUACAAAAGACAACAUUUCUAGCCUUAUUCUAUUUUACACUUUACUUACCCUUUAAAUGUAUAUUAUCAGGGUUUAUGCAGGUGUGUUGCCCUUUAAAAGCCAAGUGCUGACUGUCAAUAUUUAUUGCUCCUUCCUUCCAGGUCCUGCAGGGGCUCGUUGACGUGCGCAUUCCCCAUAAUGAAUUUUACAGACAAUUGUUUAUGGCUCUUGUCAAUGAGAAGUCGAGACACAGUUUGCAGGAAAACAUGAACAAAAUUGUGGCUCCCACUCAGAUAAUCUGGGGCAAACAAGAACAGGUUCUGGAUGUAUCUGGGGCUGAGGUUUUGGCCGGUUCUAUCCGCGGGUGCCAAGUAGAGAUUCUGGAGAACUGCGGCCACUCAGUAGUGAUGGAAAGGCCCAGGAAAAGCGCCAAACUCAUGACGGACUUCUUGUCUUCACUUCAGAGCACAGAGAACAACAAGAAACACGAAUAAUAUUUCUGGUCCUUCUCUCCCGUCGCGUUGAGUCUCUCAGGGAUCCGGCAGAACCACUAGGAAUAGAAUGUAGUUCCUGGGCCGAGACCCAACAAUGACUUUGUUCUGUGCCGCAGAUAAGGGUGACCAAUGGCAC